CGGCGGCACUUCAUUCUUGGAGAAUGUCGUCAACUUUGGGCGUUUCGGCCCUUGUUGGUAGUGCAGAUCCGAAUUCUUACUUUCCUGGUCUGUUAAGACACCACAGUUCUGAUUGCGUUACAGAAAGAGUCGGUUAUCGGGAGGCUCUUUACAACUCAGUAAAUGUCUCAUCCACUCUUGAUGUAUCACAUAGUCCAUUAAUUUCGCAUCCAUCUUCUAAAGAUCCUCUUCCUACUUGUGCUGGAUGCAGACAAAACAUUACAGAUCAAUAUCUUUAUCGUAUUCAAGGUUUAGCUUGGCACGAAUCGUGCGCAAUCUGUUCAGUGUGUUCAGUUGAACUCGUAGAAGUAUGUUUUAUCGUCAACAAAAAUGAACUGUUGUGUCACCGAGACUAUGACCGGCUUUAUGCAACUAAAUGUGGAAAUUGUCGACAACCAAUGCGAAGCCAUGAGUUAUUUAUGCGUGCAAAACAUUCCACUUCUGUUAAAAAUCCACUUAAUUCUACAUUAUCCUCUUUAAGUCAGGAAUUAAUAUUUCACGUCUCCUGUUUUACAUGUUGCAUUUGUCAACAACCAAUAGCAGCUGGCGAAGCCUACAUUAUUGAUCCUGUUACUUGUCGACCUAUGUGUCAUUCCGAUUUUAUGGCUAAACAACAGAGACAGCAAUCACCAAUGCUGCCACAACGACCUAAUCAUCAUCAAACUUCAACUUUAUCUACUACUGUUUAUCCUGUCCGAAUAAAUAAUCGUCAAUCAUCCGAUCUCAAAUCCUCCACAUCAUCGUCAUCAUCUCCUAGAAAUUGGCGACAGUAUGAUGAAAACACUGAACAUAUUCAUCAAUCUUCAUCAAAUUAUUGUUUAUCUAAUCGACAAAAUGAAUGUGAUGAUAUUGAAUUAACAAGUCAUAGAAAUGAUUGGCCAACAAUGGCUAAUCAAGAUUUAGAUCAAAGUUAUCAAUCAGUUAGUAGUGGAGGAUUUAGUUUAAAUAGACGUAUACGAACUUCACUUACUGACGAACAGCGCUACCGAUUGCAGGAGGCAUACGAAUCAAAUAUUCGUCCGUCAAAAAGUAUCUGGCCUACUUCAAAGUGUUAAAAAAGGGAAUUAUUCGUUUACAGUGAUAACUAUACUCGGUUAAAACUCAAAGAAAUUCUGACACAGAAAUCGUGUUUGAUGUUUAAUAAUCUUCACUAAAUUUAUUCUCGAAAUGUACGGAUGAUUGUGGACGAUCGUUUGUUAUUGAUUUCUACUGUGCCGAACAUCGCUAAUGGUCCUUAUUCAGUCAAUCAGUCAUACGCAACGUGAAAACUGGAACAUGUGGAUUGGUUGGAGUUGCUAUACCAUAUUAGCACAACGAGAUGAAAUUAUUUCAAGGCAAAUCCAACAAUGAUGAAAGUAGUAAUAGCAUUAUUAAUAAAAGAAAAGAUUAGUCAUAGAAAAAGAAAAUAAAUAGAUGCAAAGAGAUUUCUGGCCACAUGUUCUGUAAUACAACAAAUAAUGAAUGCACCUGAACUAUGUUAUUUAAAUUUUCUAACCAUUGGGUACGAUAGUCAUGCAGGCACCAACCAACUAGUCUACAUCUAUUGUUGGUAUGACUCAAUCGAGUUCUCAUUGACUUCAUAUUCUGGUGUCACGUCUUGGUUUAGAAACAUUUAGCUUUUCUCUCGCCUAUAUUUCUUACGUCAGAAAACAUCUG
Molecule: messenger RNA, 1695 nt
Organism: Schistosoma curassoni
Lineage: Eukaryota; Metazoa; Platyhelminthes; Trematoda; Strigeidida; Schistosomatidae
Source: the annotation of a GenBank genome assembly